This is a messenger RNA of Leptonychotes weddellii (Weddell seal), 1416 nucleotides long. The record is from RefSeq and is a predicted model, not a curated record. Lineage: Eukaryota; Metazoa; Chordata; Mammalia; Carnivora; Phocidae.
AUGCCCACCAGCGAGACCGAGUCGGUGAACACAGAGAACGUGAGUGGCGGAGGCGAGAACCAAGGCGGCUGUGGGAGUCUCUGGUGCUGGUGGAAAAGAAGAGGCACGGCCAAGGCUGGGCCCUCUGGGUGUCGGCGGUGGGGCCAAGCCAUCUCAAAAUCCAAGCUCAGCCGACGCUGGCGUCGCUGGAACCGCUUCAAUCGCAGAAGAUGUCGGGCUGCUGUGAAGUCUGUCACGUUUUACUGGCUGGUUAUUGUCCUGGUGUUUCUCAACACCUUAACCAUUUCCUCUGAGCACUACAACCAGCCUGACUGGCUGACGCAGAUUCAAGAUAUCGCUAACAAAGUCCUCCUGGCUCUGUUCACCUGCGAGAUGCUGGUAAAAAUGUAUAGCUUGGGUCUCCAGGCAUAUUUCGUCUCUCUCUUUAACCGGUUUGAUUGCUUCGUGGUGUGCGGUGGAAUUACCGAGACCAUCUUGGUGGAGCUGGAGAUCAUGUCUCCCCUGGGGAUCUCUGUGUUUCGGUGUGUGCGCCUCUUAAGGAUUUUCAAGGUGACCAGGCACUGGACUUCCCUGAGCAACUUAGUGGCCUCCUUGUUAAACUCCAUGAAGUCCAUCGCUUCGCUGUUGCUUCUGCUUUUUCUCUUCAUCAUCAUCUUUUCCUUGCUUGGGAUGCAGCUGUUUGGUGGCAAGUUUAAUUUUGACGAAACGCAGACCAAGCGGAGCACCUUUGACAAUUUCCCUCAAGCCCUUCUGACAGUCUUCCAGAUCCUGACAGGAGAAGACUGGAACGCCGUGAUGUAUGAUGGCAUUAUGGCCUAUGGCGGCCCGUCCUCCUCAGGGAUGAUCGUCUGCAUCUACUUCAUCAUCCUCUUCAUUUGUGGUAACUAUAUCCUACUGAAUGUCUUCUUGGCCAUCGCUGUAGACAAUCUGGCUGAUGCUGAAAGUUUGAAUACUGCCCAGAAAGAGGAAGCUGAAGAGAAGGAGAGGAAAAAGAUUGCCAGAAAAGAGAGCCUGGAGAAUAAAAAGAACAACAAACCAGAAGUCAACCAGAUAGCCAACAGUGACAAUAAGGUUACAAUUGAUGACUAUCGAGAAGAGGAUGAAGACAAGGACCCCUACCCACCUUGUGAUGUGCCAGUAGGGGAAGAGGAAGAGGAGGAGGAGGAGGAUGAACCUGAGGUUCCUGCUGGCCCCCGUCCUCGCAGAAUCUCAGAGUUGAACAUGAAGGAGAAAAUCGCCCCCAUUCCUGAAGGGAGCGCGUUCUUCAUUCUGAGCAAGACCAACCCGAUCCGCGUGGGCUGCCACAAGCUCAUCAACCACCACAUCUUCACCAACCUCAUCCUCGUCUUCAUCAUGCUGAGCAGCGCCGCCCUUGCCGCCGAGGACCCCAUCCGCAGCCACUCCUUCCGGAACACU